This is a messenger RNA of Corylus avellana, 1482 nucleotides long. The record is from RefSeq and is a predicted model, not a curated record. NCBI's taxonomy places the organism in Eukaryota, Viridiplantae, Streptophyta, Magnoliopsida, Fagales, Betulaceae.
AUGAAUCGGGAUUCUUCGCCAUCUUUGGAUGUUUGCUUUGGAGAAUUACUUCGUGAGGAGCAGCGUCUUCUCACGCAGGCUACGUUCCAGCAUGAUUCCAACCCAAAUCCAGUAGCCUAUGCAGCCUAUGGGAAAGGGAAGGGUAAGGAUAUGCGCAAGGUCCAGUGUUUCAGCUGUAAGGAGUAUGGUCAUAUUGCCGCCAAUUGUGCCAAGAAAUCUUGCAAUUACUGUAAGAAACCGGGCCACUUUAUCAAAGAAUGUCCCACUCGGCCUCAGAAUCGUCAAGCUACUGCCUAUCAGGCUGCAGUACACACCUCUUCUGCUCCAGUGAUGUCCUCAGCCUCUUCUUCUGUGGCCGGAUCAACUGUUCUUACGCCUGAAAUGGUCCAGCAGAUGAUUAUGUCAGCCUUCUCUACCUUAGGGCUCCAAGGAUCAGGUGUCGGGGAAGAUACUCGCGAAGGGGCUUAAAGUUGGCAGACUAUUUCCACUGCACUUUUCCAUUCCUAGUUGUUUAUCUUUAGCUUGUAGGACAGUUAACACUUCGAACGAAGUAUGGCACAAACGUUUGGGUCAUCCAAAUUCUGUUAUUCUAUCUCAUAUGUUAAAUUCUGGUUUGUUAGGCAAUAAAGAACGAGUUUCUCAAAAUUUGUCAUUUGAUUGUUCUGUAUGCAAACUUGGUAAGAGUAAAACUCUUUCGUUUUCUUCUCAUGGUAGUCAUGCUACAAAAUGCUUUGAUGUUGUGCAUAGUGAUGUAUGGGGCAUUUCUCCUGUAAUUUCUCAUGCUCGAUAUAAAUAUUUUGUCACAUUCAUAGAUGAUUUCAGUCGAUAUCCUUGGGUCUAUUUUCUUCGGGCCAAAUCUGAGGUUCUGUCUGUUUUUCAAACCUUUGUAGCAUAUAUUGAGAAUCAAUUUUCUACAGGCAUUAAGAUUUUGAGGUCUGAUUCUGGUGGAGAAUACAUGUCCCACGAGUUUCAUGAUUUCUUACGUCAUAAAGGAAUUGUCUCUCAGCGCUCUUGUCCUUAUACUCCUCAGCAAAAUGGGGUGGCGGAACGAAAGAACCGCCAUCUCUUGGAUGUUGUUCGCACUUUAUUACUUGAGUCCUAUGUUCCUUCUAAAUUCUGGGUCGAGGCAUUAUCUACUGCAGUUUACUUAAUUAAUCGACUGCCCUCUCAGGUCUUGCAUUUUGAUUCUCCUUAUUAUCGUUUGUAUCAUCAACAUCCUAGCUAUCUUAAUCUGCAUACUUUUGGAUGUGUUUGUUUUGUUCAUUUACCUGCUCAUGAACGUAACAAACUUUCUGCUCAGUCUGUUAAAUGUGCCUUUAUGGGUUAUAGUGUUUCUCACAAAGGUUAUGUUUGCUAUGAUCCUUGUUCUGACAAAUUUCGUAUAUCUCGUAAUGUUGUGUUCUUUGAGCAUCAAUGUUUCUUUUCUACACAUGUUGAAUCAUUGCCUGAGAUUAGUAUUCUACCUUGUUUUGAUGAAUUGCC